AUGGUAGGGGUUCGACGAGAGCGGACGUCUCGCGCUUCCGAGAACCGUUUUCCACGAUCUUUGCCCCGUUUUGGAGGGGUCGCGAGAGCUCGUUCCGCGCCCCCGAUCCUACCGAACGUCCUUGCCGUCCGGGCGGGGAAGGAUGGAUCCUCUCGGGACGUGCGGACCUUGCCAUCGGAGGACCGACAUCGUCUCCUCCGGCGGGAUCGUGUUUCCGCGUCGGCCCGACUUCGCGGAAAAGAACGGCACACGGCACGAGAGCCUCCAGUUCCUCGAGGUCCAUCGUUCGUCGCUUCGUUCCUUUCUCGCGGUUUUGUCGAUUUCCCCGGUCGGGGUGCCCGACUGGGAUCCGAGAAGGUCCACCGACCCGACGUCCUCGAGGAUUCUCCUCGGAAUUCUCGAGUAUCACCGGCCUCGGUCCGGGCUCCUACUCCCGAUGUCGACUUCGUCGAGAGCUGGAAAGAAACGGAACGACGGGCGCUCGAUAUCUCUCCGGGUCUCCUCGACCACUUCACCGUUACGUCAUUCCCGGACAGCUGGGACCGUUCUCGUCGCGCUGGGGCCAGCGAUGGACCUACAAUUAGAACCCGGAAAGAGAAGCGCCACCCGUCGAAGGCGUCCCGAGUCGGAUCGCCAGAAGACCGACGAGACGAGGUCCGGGUCGAACUUUUGGUCGAGGACCUAGCCAUGCCCCUCGUCUCGGCCCACCCAAGGGACUAUCGACCGACUCGGCACCGACCCACCGACCGGUCGCGCUUCCAUCUCUUCCUCGACCCUUUCGCACGAUCGGUCCUGACGAUGGCGAUUCGCCUCCGAGCGAAUCGUCUCGAUCGCGCGAUCGCCUCCAGGAAAAACAAGGACGGCGUUCGCCCGUUCGAUCGCUGUCGCCGAAUCGCGAUGCGGGUCUCUCUCGCGGCACCGCAUGGGAACGGACAGAUGCGGACUGCGUGGAGAUCCGGGAGGAUGUCGCCGUUCUCACGGAUCAACAUGAAUCGUGUUUUCUUCUCCGUCGUUUUUGCCCUUGCCCUCCUCGGGCAGGGCUUCGCCUCGCCGUUCCGCUUCUCCCCCCAGAUGAAGCGAGAUCGGCUGAUGGCCUUCCGGAUGCUACCCCGAAUCAUGCAGAACGUGGAACGCGACCUGAGCCAGGAUCUCCUGGAUCUGCUCAUGCAAUUGCAGGAAAUGAUGCAGAACGGGGACCCAGAGAACGGAAUCCCCGUCCUCGACCCCUUCCUUUGGGAACAUUUCGAGACCACUUUCGACACCGAGCAGGUCGAGCUCGCCUUCUCCAUCGACGGGCUGGACAUGCGAGGCCUGUCCAACUUCGAGGUGACGAACGUGGAAUUCGACAUCCUUUCCCUUCGAGUGGACGUCGCUGCCAACUGGCCGCAGCUGGACAUCAAGGCCGACCAUUAUUUCCUGGACGGAACCUUGCUCGGUCUCCUGCCUCUCUUCGGCGAGGGAUACAUCGACAUGUCCAUUCUCGAAUUCGCCAUCGAUGGGGGUGCCUCCUUGGUUGCUCUCCCAGGUGAGAAAAACACGUAUCGAAAUCAUUCGAUAUCGGUCGGGGAGCUGUCCUUCUCGAUGACAUUCGGUGAGCUGCAGGGCGUGAUCGACGGCCUCCUGGGCGGAGGCGAACUCAGCGACGUCCUCAACGAAAUCCUCAAUAUGAUGGGUGCGGAACUCUUCAACUCCGUCCUCCAGAUGGCCGCAGACGACAUCGCCGUCCUCGUCCAGGGUUUUCUCAAUCAGAUGUUGGAGGGGAUGACCUUGCAAGAUCUCCUCGGGCUGAUGCCGUUGAAGGAGAUCGCGUGGGAGGAGGACGUGAAGGAGUUCUUCGCCGUAGCCAAGCAACGAGAGCUGGAACGGAGCAACGCCAACGAUUACGUGGACGCGCUCCUCGAGAACGCUCAGGAAUUCAUAAUCGAAAACGGAUUUGACAACUUCGCUCUCCCCGAUCUCAUCGAGCAAUUCAGCGAGGAAUUCCUGUGGAUCGAAUGGCACGGAGAGGCGUCCCUCACGCAAGGGUUCCUCAGGGGACUGGAGACCAUACAUCGAACGGGGGACGCGACCCUGGACACCAGCGGCAACACCAUCACCAUCGCCGCCAACAUCGGCUUCAACGUCAUGGAGGCCGGAUACCGCAUGCACGUGGACUUCAUGGACAUCGGUAUCGACCUCGAUGCCGCCGUCACCAUCCAGGACGUCACCGCUUACUUUAAGCGGUCUCGGCUUCCUCGACUUCCUGCUCGAAGCCGUGAGAAGGCGACGCUGAUCAUCGGGGAGACCUUGGAGAUCACGAUCGACGAACUGGACGUCACGAACCAAGGCAUCAUCAACGUGGAUUUCAGCGGUCUCGGCUUCCUCGACUUCCUGCUCGAAGCCCUGUCGUGGAUCGUGGUGAAUCUGUUCGGAGGACUCAUCAUCGACGCCAUCGAGGGUCCCAUCAAGGACGCCCUGGAGAACGCCCUCAGCGAAAUCCUACCCUUCAAAUACAUCGUGUGAAACUCUGGUCCGAAAAUACAUCACUUCUGACCGUUCCGAGCA
Molecule: messenger RNA, 2544 nt
Organism: Darwinula stevensoni
Lineage: Eukaryota; Metazoa; Arthropoda; Ostracoda; Podocopida; Darwinulidae
Source: the annotation of a GenBank genome assembly